AUGGCCGACCACGGGAGUGGUGGCGAGUCCGUGGCUCCGGCUCCGACCCCGAUUCCGAGUCCAUCGACGUGUGCUGGACUGCCUUUGCGCGUUUGCCGCUUCUGCCAGGGCACCAACGACCAGCUCUGCAUGGUGACGCCAUGUCACUGCAAAGGAGAGCUCGGCUACGCCCACGCCAACUGCGUUACAACCCAGGUCUACCAGCACAAUUUGUACUUCUGUCCGGUGUGUCGCUACGACUUCGUCAUCCGUUGGGAGCAACAAAAGUCAUUCCGCGAGUGGCUCCUGAGCGACGAGACGUCAGAUCAUCAGCGGCGGCUGCUGUUCAACGUGGCGCUCGCCGUCUCGAUGGCCGUAGUGCUGGUUCUGGCUUGGCUGCAGGCGGCUCGCACACUGGCCGGCCUGCCGCGUUUCAUCGCCUUCGUGGCCGCCAUCUUCCUCAUGCUGCACACGGCCUCCUGGAUCGGAUACGCAUCCUACAACUUCUGGUCAGUGUCGGUUUCGAGCAUCUGCGUAGACGAAAUAAACGGUGACUGCCGAAGGGGGCGAGGUUAA
This is a messenger RNA of Rhipicephalus microplus (southern cattle tick), 555 nucleotides long. Its product is annotated as E3 ubiquitin-protein ligase MARCHF8. The record is from RefSeq and is a predicted model, not a curated record. Gene Ontology annotation, biological process: protein ubiquitination. NCBI's taxonomy places the organism in Eukaryota, Metazoa, Arthropoda, Arachnida, Ixodida, Ixodidae. Gene Ontology annotation, molecular function: zinc ion binding; ubiquitin-protein transferase activity.